GCGGUCGCGCGCAGCCGGAGAAGUAGAAACGAGAGCAAGAGAGGCAGUGAGAGAAAGAGAGAGAGAGAGGGGGCAGUGAAGAAGUAGACAGAGAGAGUGGUAGGGAGAGGGGGAGAGUGGAUCGGGCGUGACUUUCUCGCGCGGCCGUUUUCGUUUUCGUUUCGCCGCAGCCGGGCGCGCCUUCCUCGGGACUGGUCAGAUGCCAGGCUGCAGCCGCCGCUGACGGACACAGCUGCGGACCACAGCUGCAGACACAGCUGCGAGGACACACUCACCCUACCGUCGACUGCACAGCCGCCGCUGCAGACAUGGGCGGCCCUGUUACGUUGUUGAUGUUGGCGCUUCUGGCCGCGCCCGCCUUGCCUCGACCGGCUGAGGUGUCUGUCAUCACGGAACCCAGGCCAGGGGAGGAGUUCGUGCUCUACCACGCGGGGGAUGCCGGGCAGCGACGCACUGUCAGAGAGUUCGCGACUUCCCACCAGAGCCCGCACGCGUCGCGCGCCGCCUCCGACCUGGAGGCGGUGCUGGAGGAGCAGGAGGUGGCGGGGGCGGAGAGCCGCCCCGGCGCUGGCGCAGGCUCGGCCCGCGCCCAGCCCAGCAAGCGAGACGUCGACGUCGACCCCGAGCAGCUGCGAGCCGCCGAGGCCCUGCUGGGGGCGCUGCUCCACCCGAAGGACACUCUGCCGCUGCCCCCGGCCAGGAAAGUCAGCGUGCGGCCGCAGGCCGACAUCGGGGUCAUAGAGGAGCAGCCAGUGGGCGUGGACGAGAAGCGCAUCAUGUCUAAGAAGAAGACCCUGUCGACCAGCACAUCGACGUCCUCCUCCUCAUCAUCAUCCAGCCCGGUGUCCAGCAAGAAGCCCUCCAGGCGCCGGCCGGAGCCCGCCGAGGUCGAGGUGGAGGUGAUGCCCGCCGCCGUGGCAGGCGUGGCCCCCCGCGGCGAGGGGGGCGUGCCCCCGCUCAAGGGCAUCCUGCUGCCAGAACACAGUGGCGAGCAGCAGCAGCAACAACAGCAGCAGCAGCAGCAGGAACAGCAACAACAACAGCAGCAGCAGACGACGCCCGCCCCCGGCCUGCCGCUGACGCCGCCCCCGCCGUUCGACAUGGUGCCGGUGAACUCGGUGGCCAAGCCGCGGCCGCCGCCCCCGCGCGUCGUGGGGCUCAAAGACGCCGACCUCAGCCUGGAGACGGCGGCCGCCGGGUCGGGGCCGCAGACGCGCGUCGAGGUCAAGAAGGGACCAAACGGGCAGGACUAUGAGUACGAGUACGUCUACUACUACUACGACGACGACGACACGGCGGAGGCAGACUCGUCCGCCGCCCCCGACGCCGCCCCCGAUGCCGCCAGCUCCGACACCACCAGCUCAUCCUCCACGACCACCAGCACCACCACCACGACCACGACGACCACAACCACCACCACGACCACCCCGGAGCCCACCACCACGACCACUACCACCACCACGACGCCACCUCCGCCUCCCCCGCCGCCUCCGGCGCCGCCGGCGGUGAACUCCGUCCGCAAGCACGGCCACAGGAAGGACCGAGAGGACGGCGAAGGCGGCAGGACCCGCACCCGCAGCCGCAGCCGUGGCCAGUCGUCGGCGCCAGUAGAGGAGGAGUCUUCGUCUGCAGAUGACCUGUCAGUGAAGGCCAGCUCCGGCCGUCGGCGCUACACCUCUCUGGACAGGGGUGCCGCCAGGGACAAGGCCCCCAGCAGCAGCAACAACAACAACGGCAACGCACCAGAGGCCAACGAAGUCCUUCCGCCACCCAGGAGGUUCCGCGGCCGCACGCUGGGCCGCCCGGAGGCGGAAUCAGACGCCGCCGCCGCCCCCGCGCCGCCCCCAGAGGGUGAGCCGGUACCCGAGGAGCGACUGCCCGCCUCCACGCGCUUCCCGGCGCGCACCUCCGCCCCCCAGCAGUCGCCCGCCGUCCGCCGCCCCAGCCUCGAGCUGGUCGACAGCUCCUCGUUCCGCACGCACCACGGUGGGGGCGGCGCCACCCCCGCGGGGGGAGAGGAGUCAGCCCCCAGCUUCCCGCAGCGGCUGCCCGCCGGGCCCGUGCGUUUCCUGGGGGUGACCCCCGAGGAGAAUGGCGAGCCGGCCGCGGCGCCCCAGACCCACGGGCGCUACCGACCCAGGGGGCACUCGUCGACCACCACCACGACCAGCACGACCACGACCACGGCCGAGCCCGAGCCGGAGGAGGCGUCGACCAGGCCCACGAGGGGGCGCGGACCGCACAUCCGCCGGCAGCACUCGACCACCCCCAUCACGGCCGCCCCAACCACAGAGCCCAGCACCACCACCACCACCACCACGACCACGACCACGCCUGAGCCGCCACCUGCACCAGUCGACGAAGUAGACCCCACCGCUGAGGCGCCUGCCGUACCCAGGAGGGACAGCUUCGCGGUGUCGCGAGGCGGACGCCCUCGGCCAGCGCCGGAGGAGGAGGAGGAAGAGGCGGAGGAGGAGGCGGAGCAGCCGGGCAGCGCGGAGGCCUACCAGGAGCGGCGGGCCACCACGGAGGGCUGGGCGGCGGCGACCGGCGCCGGCGGCUGGAACACGGCGUCGACGGCGGCGCCGCCCACCGACGCCACGACGGAGCAGGAGGCGGCCGGGCUGACGGCGGCGGCGGGCGACCAGGCCGCGCUCCAGCUGUACGCCGUGCUGCGCCAGGCCGAGGGCGUGCGCGACAACUCGGUGCUCGACGACCUGGAGGACGAGCUCGCCGGCGCCACCGACGGCUACCUGGCCGGCGUCGACGAGAUCCUGACGACCACGGAGGAGGAACCCGCGCCGGCCCCCACAUCGCCGAGCACCACCACCACGACCACGACCACCACGACAACCACGACCACGACUCCGGCCCCGACGACGACGACGACGACGACGACGACAGAGGCGCCGGCCCCGGCCGGUGGCAGGCGACGCGUGCGCCCCAAGCCCGGGGGCAGGUUCCGCGGGGGCGGCGCCAACUCCGCCUCGACGACCACGACCACGACCACAGAGGCCGCACCCGAGAGCAGCACGCGCGCCAGGAGCCGCUUCGGCAGUGGAGCCGCCUCCAGGCCCGGAGGCAACUUCGGCUCGCGACGCAAGGCAUCCACGGCGGCGCCCAGCAGGGACUCGUCGGAGGAGGUGAAGGAGGAGGCGAAGGAGGUGGCGGCGCCCGCCCCCCGGCCAGCGCGCGGCCGCUUCGGCGGCGCCAGGACGCGCUCAACCACCGCCGCCCCCGCAACCACCCAGCAGCAGCAGCAGCCGGCCGAGGAGGGCUCUGCGCCCCCUGCCGCCCCCGCCGCACCCCACAGGCCAGCGCUGCCUGACAGGCACAGCGUGCUGGGCAGACGGCGUGGUGUGAUCCGCCCCACGACGGCCGCCCCCGCUGCCCCCGCCGCCCCCGCCGGAGAGGCCGAGCCGGCACCACCCGCCCCCAGCGCCGCGCCCGCCGCCCCCGCAGAAGACGCCUCUGCAGAGAGUGCCUCUGAGGCCAGCCCACCAGCUGUCACUAGGCCCGGCAGGGCUGGAGUUCGCCCCCCGCUGGGCGGCCCCCGCCCCCUGCGGCCCGGCCCACGCAUCGGCGCGCUGGCCGCAGGCGGCCGCCCCCGCCUGCCCGGCGCCGCCCCCGCCGCCCCCGCCUCCACAGCGGCGCCAGACGCCGCCCCCAGUCCCAGCUCGACGCCGGCGCCGGCGGCGGACCACGAGGAGGACCACGCAGCUCCAGCCGCCGCCGACGACGCCGCCCCCGCCUCGCAGGAGGAGUCGAGCCCGGCGACGGCGGCGGACGCGCUGAGCAAGCUGCGCCAGCGGCCGCGCCUGCGCGUGCAGCCCGCCUCCAGGGCGCCCGCCCCCGCCGCCCCCGCGCGCCGAGGCCUCCCGCGCACCGGCGCCGCGCUGGCGCGCAGGCCGGCCGCCCCCGCCGCCUCCACCGCCGCCCCCGAGGACGCUGAGGAGCACGAGGCGCAAGAGUCAGCAGAGAAGUCGGCCAGCGAGGAGCCGCCCGCCCCCGCCGCCCCCGAGUCGGCGGACAGCGCCGCCCCCGCGGCAGAGCCCGCCCCCACGACGCCCGCCUCCGGCCUGAGCCGCCUCCUCGCCAAGCGCCGGCCGCUGGUUCGCCGCCCCCAGCCACAGACAGCAGCAGCUACGGCCUAGGCGUCCAGCUGUCUCAUCUCGCCGCGAGGAGCCACAGUCGCACGUCUCACAGACGACCCCGACGAUUCCCCCCCCCCUCCUCCUUCCCAUAGCCCCCCCCCCUCCCAGCACCUAGCCGACCCCCUCCAAUCCGCCGCCUAACCCUGCCAAAUUUCCCACAUGCUCCUCCUACUGUGGGGGUCUCUCCACCCACCAGACCUACACACGAGUCAGUAGCAGACGUCGCAACUCGACCGGUGUCCCAAAGGCGAUGAUCACAAUUUUGUUACGAACGUUGAGGUGGACCGACUACACAAAGCAGACUUGUCUCCAAACACUUUAUAAGUUUCUCUCGAAGAAACACGCCAGAUGGCACUAUCCUAUGCUUCCCAACCUCCUUAUCUUCCACAGACCAGGUAGAAUAUCUAGCAGAUUGUGUCGAACACAUCUGCGGUGGUGUCUACAGAAAUCUCAAGUCAAUAAUGAGAGAAAGUUGAAUAUAUCUAUCUUCCAUGUGCAGCCACAGCAGAUCUGAUGAAUUGCCAAACCAGCACCUUCAUACUUCAUCAAACUUUAUUAAAUUCCUUCUACAUCCAAACGACUCCAAUUGACUCAUUCUUUUUACAGACAGUGAUGGCGUCUCUUAUCAGUUCAUUGGUCCUCCUCAACAUAUUACAACCAAUUUCAUAAUCUUGAAAGUUGAACUCCAUCUGGGCAUAGUUUUAGCUUCUUAUUUACCAAAUUUUUCUAUCACACAAUAUCCCAAAACAACGUCCAGCUUCACUUGUAAAAAACAAAUGGCACAACCUUGACUCUGAGAUGGGGUUCAAAUGGGAUAAAACCAUGGAGCUAGUGCUGGCCUCACUCCACAUUUAAACCCAUCAUCUUUCUCGAAAUACGCAACCCUUAUACGUGAAUGAAAGGCGCAAAAUGCAAACAAGCACUAGCUCUUAUGAUCUCAAACUGCCGAAACGUGCAGAUGCUUUCUGCUCUGCCCGAUUUACUAACUCAAACUGUAAAUAAGUAUACUGGUCUUCGCAGACGAUAUAUAGAAUUUGGCGUGGCAGGGGGCGUUGAGGACAUCGACACAGUCUCACAGUGCUGUUCCCUUCAGAGGACUGGUGUGGUCAGCUGGGAAUAGUACUGCCAGUUAUUUCUACUGGAGGCUUAAAAUCGUGACAGGAGAAGGACUCAGAAAAUACACAACUCUCACUCUUGAAGUGACUGAUGUAAAAUUAGACCGCUCACCUGAUUUUAAUCCCGAUGUUUACUGGUACACUUGACGAAUUUGUGUCAUGACCAUAGUCCUUCCUCUAGCAAAAUCUUUACUUUUCAGCCUGCACAACCCGACUCUCCCUGCCAUUACCUCAGCCCUGAAAUGAGCCUGAUGGACACACACACACACACACACACACACACACACACACACGCACACACACACACAUACUCCCAGAUGAGGCACCACUGCAUCCCACUGCGGUUCUCCUUGGACCGUGGCUAUGAGGGACACGCAGGUGCCCGUACUAUUCCUCCUGAUGAGCCACUAUCCCGUCCCCCUCCCUCGUUACUGGGACCCCUAUUAUUACUAUUACUAUUAUAGUUUUUGCUACUAGUACUAGCACCAUCCACUGGCUGGUGUUCGUUUUACUUGUGAGUGUGCAGCCCUACCCUGAGCUGCCAGUGUGAAAGUGCCAAGACUCUUCUUAUUGUUUGUUUUUUAUUGUCUCCCUCUCCUCAUUAUUUUUGUACAUAUUGUAUUUCCACACUUGAUGCAUUGAAUUGAUUGAGAGGAAUAAAACAUAUUAUUACAACUUA
Schistocerca nitens (vagrant locust) is the source of this 5948-nucleotide messenger RNA. RefSeq names its product mucin-1-like. The record is from RefSeq and is a predicted model, not a curated record. Bases 309 to 4154 code for a protein of 1281 amino acids. The transcript has 15 exons. Lineage: Eukaryota; Metazoa; Arthropoda; Insecta; Orthoptera; Acrididae.